CGCGAGGACUCAAUACGUUUUUUAAUUACCGCUUAUCUUUUAACUUCUUGCCCUCCUGGCUGCACUCCUGAAUCCUUGAACUGUGAAUGUCACAGCAGCAAGGUCGCCAGCCACAGUAUCCGUACUACUCUCCAACCGUUGCAGCGGCACCUAGCAAGGCUCUGCACGCCGCGCAACAGCAGCCUUCCGCACAGCUUAAAGAACUUGUAGCAGCAAACGUUAACAAGCUCCGGGAGCUACGUUCCGCCCUCAAGAAAGACGAUUGGUAUUACGAGGCUCCUAGGCACACUCUUCGCUGAGCUCUCCCCCGAAAGCUCCCGCCCGAGGGUCCCUAGGCCUCCGAAUCCACGCUUAUGUCCGCAGCUGCUGCGGGGCCCGCUUCCAGCUACGUGCCCUACUCCAAACGGCCGGAAUGGGCUGACGUGGUGCCGGUACUGCUCGAGCCCCAGCGUGUGGUGGCCAUCCAGUAUACGGCAGAACAUGCGGAUGCGUUCUCGUACUUUCGUGCCGUACUGCGCUCAAAGGAGCGCAGCGAGCGGGUGCUGCGGCUGACAACUGACCUGAUCCGUUUUAAUCAGGCAGACUACACGGCAUGGAGGGUCAGGUGGGAGUGUGUGGAGGCGCUGGGCCCCGCCGCGCUGGCGGGUGAGCUGGACUUCACGCACGCGGUGAUGCUGGAGAGCGCCAAGAACUACCAACUGUGGAACCACCGUCGGCUGUGCGCGUUGAAGCUGGGUCCGAGCUCCGCGGACCGGGAGGAGGAGUUCACGCGGGAGGCCAUCAACUUCGACGAGAAGAACUACCACGCCUGGGCGCACCGGCAGGCCAUUGUCAAGAUGACGGGCCGCUGGCAGGCGGAACUGGAGUUCGCUGCCGAGCUCAUCUCCCGUGACGUGCGCAACAACAGCGCAUGGAACCAGCGCAUGUUUGUGCUGCAACACAUGCCGCGACCGGGGACCGAUGACGCCGCAUGGCUGCGCAGCGAGCUGGAGUACGUAGCAACCGCCAUCCACCGCGCCCCGCGCAACGAGUCCCCCUGGCGCUACCUCACCGGCCUCUUCGCCACGCUGCAGCCCUGGGCCUCGCAGCCCCGCGCGCUGUCGCGCUGCCCCGAGGUGCACACCAUCUGCACCGAAGCCCUCAACGACUGCCCCUCCUGCUCCUUUGCGUUGGACGUGAUGGCGCAGUACUAUGAGGGGCUGGCGGCGCUGGGGGCGGCGCGGCUGGCGGCUGAGGUGCAGCGGGGGCAGGCGGCGGGGCCGGAGGCGGCGGCGGCGGUGGUGGAGGAGGUGGUGCCGGCGUUGGUGGGGGCGGUGCUACAGGCGUGUGAGGCGGCGCAGGCGGCUCUGGAAGAGGCUGGAGUGGCGGACCCUAUGCGCGGACCCUACUGGUUCCAUCGACAGCGUUCCGUGGCGCACAUAGUUUCGGCCUCAACUUCUUUGCUGACGUGAUGUGGAUACGACGAAGGAAGGAAAAGGGAAGUGCUGGCGCUCGGGAGUCCUAUGAAAGAGGAAGCGGUUGAGCGCCUGUGGUGGAAACCGCGCGAGGGAGACGCGGUUUCGGGGCUUUCUGGAAUUGUAGGAAAGCAACGAAGGACUGUAAACCAUAAGCUAACCGCAAGCUAUUGUGUACUGUCUACAUUGAAUAAAAGUGCUCUAAAGCCUUACAACCUGCACCGGCGUUGUACUUUCUGAAAACAUGUUGGCGAAAUUCACCGCAUCCCCCUGCAAGCCUAUCCAAGUCGCCCGCGCCAGUCGCCGUGUAGUCGUCUGCCAAGCGUCCUCUAGAGCAGCAAACCAACUGAAGGCUGCAGCUGCAGCGGUUCUCUUGACAAGCGGCUUAUCAGCUGGACCUGCUCUCGCUAAUGGCGUUGCGUUUGCGAACAUUGCGUCGGGUUCGACCGUUGCCUCGCCAGUCCACCUGGAAUUUUCUGUGCAAGGACUUUCAGUGAAGCCAGCUGCCGAGGGUGUCAUUCCAGGCACGGGCCAUUACCACCUCAUCAUCGACGCCCCGGGAGUCGACGAAGGCACCGCCAUUCCCUUUGACGACCUGCAUAAGCAUUAUGGCAAGGGCCAGACCUCCGCCGAAUUGGAGCUGCCUGCCGGCACGCACACCCUCACGCUUCAAUUCGCCAACGCCGUGCACGAGUCCUACGGCCCAGCUUUCACCAGCACCAUUACCCUCAACGUGCAGCAGUGACGACAUGGCGCUGUGCGCUUGAAGUUGAAGGUGUUUGCAGGGGAGAUGCCAUGAGAGCGGGGUCGUCAGUCGAACAGGCGGUUUGUAACGGAGUACAGGCUUUACUCUGGAAGGGAAACUACAGUUGAUAACUAUGUGAGCACGGCUUGAUGCAUGGGUUGUCGUUGCUGGAGAUUUACGUGCGUGCAGUAGGGGACAAGGGCCGUCAUCUUCCUCAAAGCUUAAAAAGGAUUGUUAAGGAUGGGAACCCAUGAUGCCCAUUGGAAUGACGGGGCAUGGUUACCUGUGAGCUGUGACCCCAUGGCACCCGCUUAGCUGACAUCCCUUGCCGGAGACGCUAACACCCGUGUUGGUAUAGUCAUGGCAGUUGUGUCGGUACGGGCAUCGCUCCCUCGAGGCCCCGUCGCGACGGGGGCUCCGCCCCCAAAACCUUUAAUUGGGCAGCUUGUUUAACUCUACCGUUUAACAUGCGAUGUAUGACGACCAACUCGUUCGAAAUCCGUCGGACACUCAAGCUGUCACGCACGAUCCUGUGUACGCGCAGGCAACACGUUUGGCUCGAGUACGCCAUGAAUUUGGUUUUGCGUUCCUGGCCGUUCAUUACCGGGUAAUUUGCACUGGAAAUGAUGCAGCUCGGCGUGUUUUAUAAACAGGAACGGGUGAGGACUUGGUGGCAAGAUGGAUGAUAGGAGCCAACUGCUUCAGCGCACUGAUGCGGCUGUCCGCAUUACCAUGCAGCAACGCUGUCCUCCUGGCAUGUAGUAUGCCAAAUUGGGUUCCUCGUGUUCGGGUUUGUGGUCAGUCGGCUACACGCACUUUGCAAGCUUGCUCUGGCCGUACCUCAUCAUGGGGACAUUUCCGCGGGACGAUCCCCCUAAAAUUACUUUUUUAUUGACAAGCAUAUCUCGCCUUCCUUGUUGUAAACGGUUCAUCAUAAAGUGAACUCGUUGCCUCGGAGGAAUCCGUACAGCUUGUACUGCCGAAGCCGCAGCUGAUUGAUAGAGUACAGGUCAGGAUAUAUCUUGAGUCGUUCACGACUUGUUCAGUGUAUAGUAGCAAAACGCUGGUGCUAAAGACUUUCUUGACCUUCUAGACGCUUUCCAUCCUUUCACUUGCGGCAGUAAGCAACAAGAUGGGCGGAGGCAACGGUCAAAAGUCUGCUAUGCGCAGGGCAAAGAAGCUAGAGGAGCAGCAGGGAGCGAACAAAGGCAGCCAACUCAAGUCCAACGCCGCCUCUAUGACCCUAAAGUGCAACGUCUGCAUGACUGCGUUUGUAUGCACAACAUCAGAGAAGCUAUUGCGGGAGCACUGGGAAAACAAGCACCCUAAACAGCCCAUCGAGGCCGCCUUCCCCCACCUGAAGAGCUAGCGUUGUGGCAGAUUGCUGGAUGGCGUAGGUUGGGCACUGGGCAGGCGUUACAACAGCUACCGCAGUUCGGUGUACCCUUGUGGGUAGAUGCUAGGAUGGAGCGCUGUAACGCGCUGCAUGUAGCUAAACGUUAGAGGAGGAUUUGGAGCUGGAUGGGGCGGCAGGCUGUUAUCAGCUGCAGGAGUACAUACCGAGGUUUUUUUCAAGAGCGUGAGGUUUGGAGCAGAGGCGAGCUAUGAGUGAAUGGUAGUGGCCUGUUGAUGGCCUGUUGGAGGGGAGAGGGCGGAUCAGCGGCACCGGCCCACUGGGUGUUGACGUUGUAACCACC
This is a messenger RNA of Astrephomene gubernaculifera, 3896 nucleotides long. The record is from the annotation of a GenBank genome assembly. Lineage: Eukaryota; Viridiplantae; Chlorophyta; Chlorophyceae; Chlamydomonadales; Astrephomenaceae.